This is a messenger RNA of Etheostoma cragini (Arkansas darter), 1407 nucleotides long. It is a transcript of the gene ccdc107, whose product is annotated as coiled-coil domain containing 107. The coding region runs from base 1 to 1005 and encodes 334 amino acids. Gene Ontology annotation, biological process: synaptic transmission, cholinergic; protein localization to cell surface. The transcript is spliced from 5 exons. The record is from RefSeq and is a predicted model, not a curated record. Gene Ontology annotation, cellular component: intracellular membrane-bounded organelle; neuronal cell body; neuron projection. Lineage: Eukaryota; Metazoa; Chordata; Actinopteri; Perciformes; Percidae.
AUGGCGUUCACGGCGGUGCUUUUCACCUUCGUGGUCCUGCCCAGGAUGUUUGGCGUCGGCGGCGGGACCGGGACCGGGACCGGGACGAAGGAACCCAGGUCUGACCCGCGCUACUCCAGGAAAGGUAGGACAGCGGCGGAAGGACCCAGCGAGGCUCCUCGCCCCACCAGCCCCACCUGCACCACCUGCACCACCUGCACCACCUGCCCCACCAGCCCCACCUGCACCACCUGCACCACCUGCACCACCUGCACCACCUGCACCACUGACAUCAUUUCAAAUCCCAAACAAAAUCUGUAUCGCGUCAUUCUUUUCAACUCGCAGAUCAAGUCUACAGACGACCAAGCGCAGAAGGACAAAUGUGCAAAAGGAGCCAACAAAUCCGUGGAAGCAGAGAACCAGUUGAACGAGCUGGAGCAACGGCUAGCGCAGACCGAGAGGAUGCUCAACUCCAUCCUCACCCAGCUGGACCCGCUCACUAACUGUGUGAAGUCGGUGGCCCAGGAUCAGAAGAACGAGAUCAUGUCUCAACUGCAGACCAUCCGGCACCUGAUGAAAAAGAGAGGAAUGGACUGCCCCCCCCUCAACCUCAACGAGGCGUCCUGCGAGCGUAACCUUGAGGACCUCAUAGAGACACUGGAAGCCAACGACACCCUGGCAGCGGACCCUUCCCCGGUGGACAAGCAGGCCUCUCGGGGCGCAGCAGAGGCCUCGGAAAAAGCCUACCAGAAGCAUCUGGAAGCUGAAGAUGAAGCCACAGCAGAAGGUGAAGAGAUGAAGCAGCUCGUACCAGAGGACGCAGACGGGGGAACAGAGGUCGAAGGGAACGUGGAGGAAGCUGGGGAGGAGGAGAACGGAGAAGAAGAAGAAGAAGAAGAAGAAGGGUUGGAGCUGGAGGGCUCCCGGCUCAUGCCUUCACUAGAGGACUCACAUGAGACAAACAUUGAGGAGGUCGGCGCUGAACAGCCCCCGCCCGGCCUCAGGCGACGCAACAGGCCGGACUAAACUCACCGCAGCCCUGUUGCACUGUACAGGAAUGUGACAGAUUAUUAUUAAUAUUUAUUAGCUGAAAAGGCUGUCGACAUACUCUCCAAAAAGAUAUAUUAUAGCCUACUGCUAAGAAUCUAUAACCUCCCGUAGAAAGCUCCUACGUAGGGCUCUGUUUUCCUGUUGCACUCACAUGAAGCCAAGUGCAUCUGCUGUUGUUGCUCCUGUAGGUGAAGUGGAUUAGGUGCUAUUUGUCCUUAGUUGCAGUACAAGUCUUUUUAUUUUUUAUUUUAACAGCUGUGCUAAUCACAGUGGCACAAGAAUGACUCACCAAGCAGCAAAUACGGCGCGUUACAAGUCUGCAGCGGAAGCAAGCUAAUCUGCCUUCUAAAGCCUAAUGUACUGGACAUUUGUGGAGGA